AGAAUUGGAGAUCGCCGGGAUUCCGAAGCCUCUUCGGAGGCGGAGUUCAGAACUGUUGGGACGGCCGGCCGUGUCCAGGUCGGCGUUCCGGAAAUUGCCGAGUGCGAGAGCGCUGUUUGCCGGAAGAUCCGGCCCCGGCUCCGGCCCGGAGCUGCAGCUUCAAUAUAAACAGUAAUGGCGGAGGCAGGAGCAACUGCAUCUGUAGAGUCCGGAGGAGGUUGGACUAAGAACGUCACCUGCAGGUAUUACAUGCAUGGGGUUUGCAAAGAAGGGAACAACUGCCGCUAUUCCCAUGACCUCACCACCAGCAAACCAGCCAUGAUCUGCAAAUACUUCCAGAAAGGAUGCUGUGCUUACGGUGACCGCUGCAGGUACGAUCACACCAAACCACCCAAGCAGGAUGUCCUGAGCGGUCCCAAGCCGAUGAUGCCAGCGGAGUGCAGCCUUGCCCCGGACUGCACUCCGGAUCUCAAACUCAGUGGGCAGGGCGGGGAGGAGGGGCCGCACUCCUCGAGCUCCGGCGACUGGGUCAACGCGGCCGAGUUUGUGCCGGGCCAGCUGUACUGUGGGCGAGGAGCUCCUCUGUGUGCACAGUCUUCUCCAGGGCUUCUGAUAGAGGAGGAGUAUGACAAGCAGCAGCUGCAGCAGCUGGCGGACAAGGAGCUGAAGAAGCAGCUGUGCCCGUAUGCAGCGCUCGGAGAGUGUCGCUACGGGCUCAACUGUGCCUAUCUCCACGGCGACGUGUGUGACAUGUGUGGGCUGCAGGUGCUCCACCCCUCCGACACCACGCAGCGGUCCCAGCACAUCAAGGCGUGCAUCGAGGCUCAUAAGAAGGACAUGGAGCUGUCGUUUGCGAUCCAGCGCAGUAAGGACAUGCUGUGUGGGAUCUGCAUGGAGGUGGUGUAUGAGAAGGCCAACCACUGCGAGCGGCGCUUCGGCAUCCUGUCCAAGUGCAGCCACUGCUACUGUGUCAAGUGCAUUCGCAAGUGGAGGAACGCCAAGAACUUUGAGAGCAAGAUCAUCAAGUCCUGUCCCGAGUGCCGCAUCACGUCGAAUUUCAUCAUCCCGAGCGAGUACUGGGUGGAGGACAAAGAGGAGAAAAAGAAGCUGAUCAGGAAGUACAAGGAUGCAAUGAGCAGCAAGCCCUGCCGCUAUUUCGACGCGGGCUGUGGGACCUGCCCCUUUGGAGGGAACUGUUUCUACAAACAUGCUUUCCCUGACGGGCGCCUGGAGGAGCCGCAGUCUCAGAGACGGCAGCAAGGAUCCGUGGGGAGGCACCGGACUCCGAGACGGACGCCGCUGUGGGAUUUGUUCGAGGGAGAGAGUAACGACUCGUUCGAUAACGAGGAGGAGGAGGUCGUGACCUUUGAACUGGGGGAGAUGCUGCUCAUGCUGCUGGCCUCUGGCACGGACGAUGAGUUGAGCGACUCGGAGGAUGAGUGGGGUCUGUUUCAUGAAGGGUUGGAUGAUUACUAUGAGGUUUACCUAUAGCCCUCCCCGCGGUACCGAGUCUCUCUGUCUCUGUGUGCGUGUGCCUGCUGGACAUCAUCUUCACCCCCGUGUGUGGCAGUGCCUUUCCGGGCAGGCCAUUGGAAAUAAAUACAUAAAUAAAUAAGCUAGGUAAAAAGAAAAAGGGGUUAUAGAAUA
Molecule: messenger RNA, 1647 nt
Organism: Acipenser ruthenus (sterlet)
Lineage: Eukaryota; Metazoa; Chordata; Actinopteri; Acipenseriformes; Acipenseridae
Product: probable E3 ubiquitin-protein ligase makorin-1
Exons: 8
Coding region: 175-1491 (438 amino acids)
Biological process (GO): protein polyubiquitination
Molecular function (GO): metal ion binding; ubiquitin protein ligase activity
Source: RefSeq, a predicted model, not a curated record